This is a messenger RNA of Podarcis raffonei (Aeolian wall lizard), 1440 nucleotides long. RefSeq names its product syntaxin 6 (gene STX6). Bases 126 to 890 code for a protein of 254 amino acids. The record is from RefSeq and is a predicted model, not a curated record. Gene Ontology annotation, molecular function: SNARE binding; SNAP receptor activity. NCBI's taxonomy places the organism in Eukaryota, Metazoa, Chordata, Lepidosauria, Squamata, Lacertidae. Gene Ontology annotation, cellular component: endomembrane system; SNARE complex; synaptic vesicle membrane. The transcript has 8 exons. Gene Ontology annotation, biological process: vesicle fusion; intracellular protein transport; Golgi vesicle transport.
UGAGGGGAGAAGCAGCGGCAGCGCCGACCCUCAGCAGCCGCCGCCUCCGCCGCCGCCUGAGGGACCCGGCGGGCUGGCCUGGCCGAGGCGCGGGACGGACGGGGCGGGCCGCUGCGAGCGGAGCCAUGUCCAUGGAGGACCCCUUCUUCGUGGUGAAAGGGGAAGUUCAGAAGGCAGUGAACACUGCACAGGGGCUGUUCCAGAGAUGGACAGAACUCCUGCAAGAUCCAUCCACCGCUACAAGAGAAGAAAUAGACUGGACCACUAAUGAACUGAGGAACAACCUAAGGAGCAUUGAGUGGGAUCUUGAAGACUUAGAUGAAACUAUUAGCAUUGUUGAAGCAAACCCUCGAAAAUUCAACCUUGAUGCAACAGAGCUAGGAGUAAGAAAAGCCUUCAUCACAAGCACACGACAGGUGGUCAGGGAUAUGAAGGAUCAAAUGUCAAACACUUCUGUUCAAGCACUGGCUGAAAGGAAAAACAGGCAGGUCCUUCUGGGAGAAAGUGGAACUCAUGGCUGGAGUUCUGGGGCUGACAAGUACGGCCGCUUGGAUCGCGAAAUGCAGUCGGUAAAUUCCCACUUCAUUGAGGAGCAGCAAGCACAGCAACAGUUAAUCAUCGAACAGCAGGAUGAACAGUUGGAGCUGGUCUCUGGCAGCAUUGGUGUAUUAAAGAAUAUGUCCCAGCGUAUUGGAGGAGAGCUAGAUGAACAAGCAGUCAUGUUGGAUGACUUUUCUCAUGAGCUGGACAGCACUCAGACACGACUAGAUAACGUUAUGAAGAAACUUGCAAAAGUGUCCCAUAUGACCAGUGAUCGGCGACAAUGGUGCGCAAUUAUCAUUCUCUUUGCUAUCCUGCUGGUGGUGCUUAUUCUGUUUUUUGUGCUGUGAUGGACUGGCACGCCGAUACUUUUCCUAGCUUCCUUCUUGAUGAAAUAAUCAGAUAACUCUUUCUGCCCAGAGAGAAUUCCCACCAUAGAAAAAGGAUGCUCUUCUGUGAAUGGAACACUGGUGACAUGACUCACUCGCUCUCUCAUGGUUCUUCUGCCUAUCCUCAUCAACUUUCCUGAGGUGCAAAAAUGGAAGACUAACAAAUGCCCAAACUCUGCUGUCACUGGAAGCGAAGCUUUUGGGUUUUGGACAUUGCUGUUUUUCUGUACUCCUCUGUAAGAGAGGUGGUUCAGCAUGGAAGAAAGCAAUAUCUGGCCCCAUCUCCAUCCUGUCGCAGGUAUGAACCUUUUCCAGGAAGCACUCCAGACUCCUUUCUUCCGCUUGUCAAAACAGAAUUCUUGGCAAUGUUAAACCGGCAUGUGCACUCACAGAGAGACAUGUCUUGCACGAAAGCAUUCCUUCAUGGGCCAGCUACACAGCACUGCCCUGCAAAUAAGUGUGGGUCCUCAGUAGGAGAAAAGGGGCAGUAAAUGCAGGGACUAAACUCACA